AUGCCUUACAUCAACGCAAUGUCAAUCUCAUCUCAAGGAAACUCUCCCAACUCUACCUCCGGAAGCGUUAGACAUUUCUCAAUGUCUCGGGACAAAUUCGACAUCGAUAUUGCCUCACCUCAACUUUCUAUCGUAACCAAUAGCGAUUUGACAUCUCCAACCUCUCUAAAAUCACCAAAUGGCCGUCGCAUCGCGAAUUUUUCCCGAGAAGGUAUCUUGGGAUCCGCACAAAAAGCUAGAAAUUUAUCACAAUCUUCCGCAGAUAGAGAAUCUAUCACAAAUGGACUACAAAGCAGACAAAAUCAUAAUCAAAACCAAAAUAGAAAUGGAAAUGGAAACGGAAACGGAAAUGGAAAUCAGAAUGGGAACAGUGAUGAUGGAAUCAAUCCGUUGAAAAGAAGGAGUACUGAUGCUGGCAUCGACUACCCCAGACGAAGAGCUACUAUAGCUUGCGAGAUAUGUCGAUCUCGAAAAUCACGAUGUGAUGGCACCAAGCCCAAAUGCAAACUUUGCACAGAAUUAGGUGCAGAAUGUAUUUAUCGUGAACCAGGAAUCAAACUCGAUGCCGGAGAUAAACUGAUAUUAGAGCAUCUUACUCGGAUUGAAGGAUUACUUCAAUCCACCUUAAUCGGACAAACAUCCAAUCUUGCUCUUUCAACCGGAUCGCCGUCUAUCAAUGGAGGAACCACAACCAGUGGUGAGGAUCUAUUAAUGGCAACUAGUGGUGGCUUUGUUUCUAUGAUACCUGCCACAGGUCUUGGCACGUGGGCUAUCCCCACCAAUAUCUCCACGAUGCCAAAAAUUCACACAAACGCUGCACUACACUUACUCCAAUGGCCUUUAAUUCGCGAUUUAGUAUCACGACCUUACGACCCUCAGAUUCUUCUUCAGCUCGAAAUGGCCAGAGAGCCACUUGCUUUGUCCAAAGCGCCAUGCUUAGAUCUAUCAAACACCUCUGCAUAUAUCGAAGCAUUCUUCGCCAAAGUAAACGUCUGGUAUGCAUGCGUCAAUCCAUUCAAUUGGACAAAUCACUACCGCGUCGCUUUAUCCAACGGUUUUCGCGAGGGCCCGGAAAGCUGUAUUGUCCUUUUAGUGUUGGCAUUGGGCCAAGCCAGUUGCAGUGGGAGCAUCUCCAGAGCAGUUAGUUCUGAAGAUCCUCCCGGGCUUCCAUAUUUUGCAGCGGCUUGGGCACUUCUUCCAAGUUUGAUGACGAGAAACACGGUAUUAUCAGCUCAGUGCACGGUUCUUGCUUCUGCAUAUUUAUUUUAUCUUGUAAGGCCAUUGGAAGCAUGGACCUUAUUGAGUAGUACGAGUACAAAGCUCCAGCUUCUCUUGAGUGCGCCUGGAAGGAUACCAGCAAGCCAAAGAGAAUUAUGCGAGCGAGUGUAUUGGAAUUCCUUGUUAUUCGAGAGUGAUUUGUUAGCCGAGUUGGAUUUACCACAUUCUGGGAUAGUCCAAUAUGAAGAAGUAGUAGGACUUCCAGGAGGUUUCGAGCAAGAAGACGAGGAUGGAGUGGGUCGCGAUGAGCUUUGGUACUUUUUGGCCGAGAUUGCUUUACGUCGAUUAUUGAACCGCGUCAGUCAACUCAUUUACUCGAAGGAUUCGAUGGCAUCGACAUCGAGCUUGGAGCCUGUUGUGGCCGAGCUUGAUUUUCAAUUAUCACAGUGGUAUGAAAGUCUACCUUUACCAUUACAGUUUUCUUAUACCCGAACCCCUCUUGCGGAUCCGGUUCAAACCGUAUUAAGACUGCGGUACUUUGCUUGCCGGACAAUCAUUUUCAGGCCCUAUAUUCUUGCGGUGUUGGAUAAUGAACAAGCAGCCAUGGAUCCGUCAGUUCGAGAGAAUUGUCGGAAAUGCCUUGAAGCUUCCAUUAGACAACUAGAGCAUAUCAGCGCACACCAUGCAGGUCACAUGCCAUAUCUCUGGCAAGGUGCGCUUAGUAUUGUCUCGCAAACGCUUCUCGUAAUGGGUGCCACUAUUUCCCCCUCCCUUUCCGCGAUCAUCAACUCACUCGUCAUCCACGAUACAAUCGACGGUAUAAUCAAUGACGUCGUCAUGGAAAUCGAAAGAUAUGCCCAUUUAGCGCCCAGUCUAAGUCUCUCUGCCGAGAUAAUCAGAGAAGCCGAAAUGCGAAGACGCAGCUACCUAGGCGGUUGA
This is a messenger RNA of Botrytis fragariae, 2157 nucleotides long. RefSeq names its product putative c6 zinc finger domain-containing protein. The transcript is spliced from 3 exons. Gene Ontology annotation, molecular function: zinc ion binding; DNA-binding transcription factor activity, RNA polymerase II-specific. The record is from RefSeq and is a predicted model, not a curated record. Gene Ontology annotation, biological process: regulation of DNA-templated transcription. NCBI's taxonomy places the organism in Eukaryota, Fungi, Ascomycota, Leotiomycetes, Helotiales, Sclerotiniaceae. The coding region runs from base 1 to 2157 and encodes 718 amino acids.